Messenger RNA from Hemibagrus wyckioides, 8732 nucleotides. Its product is annotated as mucin-2-like. Gene Ontology annotation, cellular component: extracellular matrix. The transcript has 42 exons. Lineage: Eukaryota; Metazoa; Chordata; Actinopteri; Siluriformes; Bagridae. The record is from RefSeq and is a predicted model, not a curated record. Gene Ontology annotation, molecular function: protein binding. Bases 49 to 8283 code for a protein of 2744 amino acids.
CAGAGUUAUUUACAAUCUCUAUCCGUGUUUGAGUUACAUGUUUAGAACAUGGCUCAGCAUUGGAUCAUUUUGGGGAUUUUAGUGUUUUUUUCAGGUCCAUUUGGUUUUGUCUCAACCCAAAGCACAAAUGUGUGCAAGACCUUUGGCAGUGGGGUCAUGCAGACUUUCAAUACGACCAUGUUCCAUGUGAAAACCACAUGUCCUGUAAUAAUGACACACUUCUCUCAUGCGGGAGUCGACUGUUUUAUCUCCGUGCAGCGUGAUCCAAAUGGCUUGAUGAAGAGAGUUGAGAUUUUGGUGAAUAAAGUUGCUACCAUCGUUCAGAAUGGCAUUCUCACUGUGGAAGGAAACAGCAUCUCUCUGCCCUAUGAUCACACCUAUCAGAAGGUGUAUGCGUUUGGCAUUUAUACCAGGCUUACAAGCAAAGUUCUGCCACUUUCUGUUACAUGGUACAGUUUACCAGAGAGUGUCACUUUACUCUGGGUGCAACUGGACCGGCCUUUAGUGGAAGGGAUGACUGGGAUUUGUGGGGGAAGAAAUAUUUCAGAAACUCAAGCGGAGCUUCUUGAUAGGAACGUCAUUCGCAAUGGGAUAUGUGUGACUGGCGAUUCCCAACCAGUAGAGGAUAAGAUUUGUAGUGACUUUAAAUCCAAUGCCAGAGAGUGCCUGGGCAAGAGGCUUUCUACCUUUGACCACCUCUGCAGGCAAAACAUGUAUAUUAAUGUAAAUGAAUCUGCAAAGUGUUCUUUCUGUGAAGAAUUCCUGCAUUCAUGUAAUUAUUCAUACGCCCAGCUAUCAAACUUGCGAAGCAUCAUUUCCUGUAAGGAACAUCACUGUCCUGGAGAUCUGCAGUAUAAGGAUCAAGGUGCUGCCUUUCCUCCCACCUGCUCCAACCCCCAGCUUCAGACAGAAUUUCGUACUGCCACUUGUCUUCCUCCAAAUGGGUUGGUCCUGAACGAUCGAGUUGAAGGCUACCACUGUGUUAAGGUGGAGGACUGUCCUUGUGUGCACAGAGGGAGAAUCUAUGCCCCAGGAGAGCAGCGCAGCACAAAGUGCCAAACUUGUGAAUGCAUCAAAGGAAAAUGGAUCUGUUCAGCUAAUACCUGUUUAACUCCAUGCAUCAUUGAAGGAUGGUUUGUCACUACCUUUGAUGGCAAACAAUAUUCUCUGCCUGGGACAUGUACCUAUGUGGCUGCAAGGGGACUGAACUGGACUAUCACCAUCAGGUUUUCUGCUAUGACUAUAGAAGAAAUAUACCUUGAUGUGUAUCAGGAACGAUACAUCUUCUCCUUAAAGAGUGUGAAACUAAGGGAAAAUCAAAUCAUAGCCACAGACCUGUCACAAACUGAAUAUGUCACAGUCUACUGGCAGUCUUCCAUGUUUGUUAUGGUCAAGACAUCUUUUGGAAUGAAGAUGCAAGUCCAGGUUUCUCCAGAAGUUCAAAUGUACUUGUAUUUGCCAAAAAAUGUAACAGCCACAGGUCUUUGUGGAUCAAACAACAACAACACAGAAGAUGACUUCACUACGAGCAGUGGUAUUGUGGAAAACUCAGCUCAGCCGUUUGCUCUAUCAUGGACACUUGGGGACUGCACGGCAAAUCACCCCUAUGUAUGCGUCAACACUGACAAUGAGAUAUUUGCUGAAGAUAAGUGCAGCCAGCUGACAAACACAAGUGGUGUGUUUGCCCAGUGCCAUGAAUACGUGCCCGUUAACUCUUAUUUUGAUGCCUGCGUUCGGAGAACCUGCCAAGCUACCUCUGGCUUACAGGAGCGUGUGUGUGUUGGCCUGGGAAACUACGCUAAAGCCUGCGCCAGUCAGGGCAUCAUCAUUGGUGACUGGAGAGCAGAAACAGGCUGCACUCCUUCAUGUGAAAGCAAUCUGAGGUUUGAUUACACCAUGCAGGCUUGUAAUCAUACAUGCCGCUCAUUGUCUGCUCCUGACCCGACCUGUAACAUGUCAGAUGACCCAGUUGAGGGCUGCGGAUGCCUACAUGGCACCCACCUCAACACACCACUCCGGUGCAGCCCUCGUGCCCUCUGCCACUGCAACUACCCAGGUGGAACAACGCAUCCAGGGCCUGUGGUUAUUGAUGGACACCAAUGCAUGUGUGAAAAUGGAAAUCUCCAUUGUUCAGACUUUUGUGACUGCCCACAUGGACAGAUAUGUGUCCAUUGUGCACAAGCACCAGUAAACACUGUGCAAAGGACAUGUGAAAGUCUGAGCAAGCCAUCUAGUUCUGAUGAGAGCUGUAUCAGUGGCUGUUACUGUCCACCAGGCCAGUAUGCAGACCAUAGAGGCAACUGUGUGACUCAGGAGAAUUGUACAUGUGAAUUUAGUGGGAUGGUUUAUGCAACUAUGCAGACCGUUGAGUCGAACUGUAAAACAUGCACUUGCAGAGGAGGCCAUUGGGACUGUAAAGGAGACCCAUGCCCUGGAGUGUGUGAAGUGUUUGGCAAUGGACAAUAUAAGACCUUUGAUUCCAAAUGGUAUCGAUUUGAUGGUCACUGUCAGUACACUCUGGUUGAGGACAUCUAUGGGCUCUUUUCCAUCAAUGCGGAAAGUGUGCCAUGUUGCGAUGAAGCUCUGACCUGCUCUCGCUCCAUCUCUGUGAAACUCAAGGAUGAAGUGACUCUGAUCCUGAGUGAUAUGAAUGUAACUCAGAAGCUCCUGAAUGGGUGGCGCUUCAGAGCUCAGUCACUGUACUCUGUCCACACUGUAGGCUUGUACAUCAUCAUCUCUGUACCUGAACUGGGCCUCAGUGUGAUUUGGGACAAGCAAACUAAAGUCAAAAUUGAGCUUCAGGCCUCUUGGAGUGGUAAAGUGCGUGGACUGUGUGGUGAUUUUGAUGGGAAGUUAAUAAAUGACCUGAUGACGAGCAGCUCCACUGUAGUGUUCAGCACACUGGAGUUUGGGAACAGCUGGAAGACAGCUGUGCCUCCCUGUUCGGAUGUGACCCAGGAACUGUUUCCCUGUGAACGUCACUCAUACUGUGCAGCUUGGGCAGAGAGACGAUGCAUGAUUCUACGCAGUGACACAUUUAAAGCCUGCCAUCUAAAGGUUGAUCCAGCACCUUAUUAUCAGGCCUGUGUUCUGGAGUCAUGCUCUUGUGAUUUUGAGGGCAAGUUCCUGGGAUUCUGCACAGCUGUGGCAGCAUAUGCUGAUGCCUGUACAAACCAAAAUGUUUGUAUCAAAUGGAGGACUCCUGACCUGUGCCCCAUCUAUUGUGACUAUUACAAUGAAGAGGGUCAGUACAGCUGGCAUUAUGAAGCAUGUCCUCAACAGAUCAAGACUUGUGGGAAAAACAACAAAUUUUCUGGAAAGCUUGAAGGUUGUUACCCACAGUGCCCCACUGACAUGCCAUAUUAUGAUGAGAACAGAAGAAUCUGUACCAGUUUGGACAAGUGCACUUGUUACUUCAACAACACUGUGGUAGAACCUGGUGCUAAAGUGACUACACCCACUGAAUGCUGUGAGUGCAUUGGGGGACAACUGAUUUGCCAACUGUGUAUAACAUCACCUACAACAACAGUGACAUCAAAAGCCACAUCAGUACCAAAUACAACUGUACCUAAAACUACUACUACAACAAACACACCUAUUAUAACUUUCAAAAUAAUAACUGGGACAACAUCCACCUCCAUCACUAAAGGUCAAGAGUCUAACUACACUAUUAUACCAGAAAUCACCAUUACUAAAACAACCAAAGAAUCUACAACUACAACCCCAAUAACAACAAUUACAACAGAGACAACUAUAAUCACAACAACAUCAACCCCAGAAAUCACAACUGAAAAUGAUAUAACAACAACUAUAACAACAGAGAGACCUAUAACCACAUCAACACAAAAAAUCACAUCUGUAUCUGAAACUACAACUCCAUCAACUCCAAUGUCAACAAAGACACGUGUAAUGACCACAACAACAACCCCAGAAGUUACACCUGAAGAAUCUGUAUCUACAACUUCACUUAUUAGAACUUCAGCUACAACAGAAGCACCAUCAACCACAUCAACUACAGAAAUCACAACUGAAGAGCAUAAAACUACACCAACAGAAAUACCUGUAACCACAACAGUGGCACCUGAAACAACUUCUGAUACCACACCAGAAGAAUCUACUCCACUUACUACAACUUCAACUGUAACAGAGACAACAGUAACCACCACAACAUCAACCCCAGAAAUAACAACUGAAGAAGAGAAAACUACCACUACAACCCCAAUAACAACAAUUACAACAGAGACACCCAUAACUACAACGACAGGGACAACUGUAACCACCAGAACCACAAGCAUCAUAUCUGAGGAAUCUCCAUCUACAACUUUACUUACUACAACUACAACAGAGACACCAAUAACAACAUCGACUACAGAAAUCACAACUAACGAACCUAAAACAACAGCUCCAUUAACUAUAACUACUUUUAGAACUCCACUUACUACAACUUCAGCUGUAACAGAGACAACAGUAACCACUACAACAUCAACCCCAGAAAUCACAACUGAAGAACAUAAAACUACCACUACAACCCCAAUAACAACAAUUACAACAGAGACACCCAUAACUACAACGACAGGGACAACUAUUCCCACCAGAACCACAAGCAUCAUAUCUGAGGAAUCUCCAUCUACAACUCUGCUUACUACAACUACAACAGAGACACCAAUAACAUCAACUACAGAAAUCACAACUAACGAACUUAAAACGACAAGUUCUGAUAUUACACCAGAAGAAUCUACUUUUACAACUCCAGUUACUACAACUUCAGCUGUAACAGAGACAACAGUAACCACCACAACAUCAACCCCAGAAAUCACAACUGAAGAACAUAAAACUACCACUACAACCCCAAUAACAACAAUUACAACAGAGACACCUGUAACUACAAUGACAGGGACAACUGUUCCCACCAGAACCACAAGCAUCAUAUCUGAGGAAUCUCCAUCUACAACUUUACUUACUACAACUACAACAGAGACACCAAUAACAACAUCAACUACAGAAAUCACAACUAACGAACCUAAAACAACAGCUCCAUUAACUAUAACUACUUUUAGAACUCCACUUACUACAACUUCAGCUGUAACAGAGACAACAGUAACCACCACAACAUCAUCCCCAGAAAUCACAACUGAAGAACAUAAAACUACUACUACAACCCCAAUAACAACAAUUACAACAGAGACACCCAUAACUACAAUGACAGGGACAACUGUUACCACCAGAACCACAAGCACAAGCAUCAUAACUGAGGAAUCUCCAUCUACAACUCUACUUACUACAACUACAACAGAGACACCAGUAACAACAUCAACUACAGAAAUCACAACUAACGAACCUAAAACAACAAGUUCUGAUAUUACACCAGAAGAAUCUACUUUUACAACUCCACUUACUACAACUUCAGCUGUAACAGAGACAACAGUAACCACCACAACAUCAAUCCCAGAAAUCACAACUGAAGAAGAGAAAACUACCGCUACAACCCCAAUAACAACAAUUACAACAGAGACACCCAUAACAACAAUGACAGGGACAACUGUAACCACCAGAACCACAAGCAUCAUAUCUGAGGAAUCUCCAUCUACAACUCUGCUUACUACAACUACAACAGAGACACCAAUAACAACAUCGACUACAGAAAUCACAACUAACGAACCUAAAACAACAGCUCCAUUAACUAUAACUACUUUUAGAACUCCACUUACUACAACUUCAGCUGUAACAGAGACAACAGUAACCACCAUAACAUCAACCCCAGAAAUCACAACUGAAGAACAUAAAACUAUCACUACAACCCCAAUAACAACAAUUACAACAGAGACACCUGUAACUACAACAACCCCAGCAAUAACAGUAAUAACUGCUACAUCAUUAAUUACAACAGAGACAUCUGUAACCACAUCAGAACCUUCUUUAACUACAACAGAGUCACCCAUAACCACUUCAACAUCAAAAAUCACAACUGUAUCUGAACCUACUACCCCAAUAACUGCAACUACAACAGAGUCACCCAUAACCACUUCAACAUCAAAAAUCACAACUGUAUCUGAACCUACUACCCCAAUAACUGCAACUACAACAGAGUCACCCAUAACCACUUCAACAUCAAAAAUCACAACUGUAUCUGAACCUACUACCCCAAUAACUGCAACUACAACAGAGUCACCCAUAACCACUUCAACAUCAAAAAUCACAACUGUAUCUGAACCUACUACCCCAAUAACUGCAACUACAACAGAGUCACCCAUAACCACUUCAACAUCAAAAAUCACAACUGUAUCUGAACCUACUACCCCAAUAACUGCAACUACAACAGAGUCACCCAUAACCACAACCACAACAUCAACCCCAGAAAUCACAACUGAAGGAACUGCAACCCCAGUUACAGCAUUUACAACAGAAAACACAAUUCCACAUAACACUGCUUGCAAGGAUCUGAUUAGAAACCAAACCUGGCCAGAGGGUUAUGAAUGGACGGAGGACUGCUUCACUAAAAUUUGCAAAAACAAUGUUAUUGAGUUGAGACCUUUGACAUGUCCAACUCCGGUCAUACCUGUGUGCCCCAGAGGAAUACCACAGCUGGUGAAAGAUAAGCAAGGCUGUUGUGACACUUGGCAGUGUGACUGUCAAUGUGAUGUAUUUGGAGACCCACACUACACUACCUUUGCUGGACAAGACUUUGUGUUCUUGGAAAACUGUACAUAUGUUCUGGUGGAGGAAAGGACUCCUCAAUACCAUCUCAGCAUCAGCGUUGAUAAUUAUUACUGUGAGACUUCUGCUUCCUGUGCCAAGGGCAUCAUUGUGCAUUACCAAAACAACACAGCCAUACUUCAAGUGCUUGAAGUUCCUGAUGAAAUGCCAUUAAUACAAACUACUCUGAAUGAAGUAACAAUAAAGCCCCCGUAUCAAGCAUAUGGAUUUAGGUUUGAGAGCACGGAUGCAGAAAUCUACAUUUACAUUGAAGACAUCCGCUCAUAUAUCUUUCUCAGUGUAUGGAACACACUGCAGAUCAACCUGGCAAUGGAGUACUUCUUUAAUAACACACAGGGGCAGUGUGGUGUUUGUGGAGGGGCCUCAUGUAUACGCAGGAAUGGUUCAGUAGAGAGUAACAACUGCUGUGAUAAGACUGCAUAUGAAUGGAUAGAGAAUGAUCCACUGAAACCAUAUUGUCAACAAGCCCGCCAGCAUGUCCCCUGUUCCUCUAUGAAACUCCUAACAACAACUAUUUCUCCUAGCAUAUUAACACCAUUCUGCACAGCUCCUCUCUGUGACCUCCUCAGGCAUCAAGUGUUCAAUGCAUGCAUUGGGGACAUUGAUGUGGAGAGGCUAGUGAGUAACUGCAAGUUUGAUUACUGUGUGGCCCGAAACAACGCCAGUGUGUGCUCCCCACUAGAGCGUCUAGCUGGUCACUGCAAGAAGAUGGGUAUUUGUGUGGCCUGGAGAAAUCUCACCAGUGGAAUUUGUGACAUUGCUUGCCCUGAAGGAAUGAUUUUAGAUGAGUGCCGGAGCACCCCAAAUGAUUUCUGCCAUGGCAGUGAGCGUGUUCCGGGAAGAGUUUUGGAUGCAGUGAUAUCUGGUUGUUUUUGCCCUGAAAACCAGCUACUUGCUGAGACACACAAGAAGAUCUGUGUAUCUGAAUGCACCAAUUGUAAAGGCCCACUGGGAGAACCCAUGCCGGUUGGGGCAAUAUGGGAAUCAAAUUGCCACAUGUGUACAUGUGAUAAUCAGACUCGGACAGAAGAAUGCUGGCCAAAACCUCCACUUCCAACUCCCAUAUGCAGUCCUGGCUUUGCUCUCACCUCUGACUGCUGCAACAACCAGAUAUGCGUUGAGAAGACCUGCAAAUACAGUGGAACAAUAUAUAAGGUGGGUGAAAUGUGGAGGGACCCCAAGAGCCCCUGUCUAACAUAUCACUGUACAAGUGAAGGCACUGAAAUAGAGCGGACUGUGUGUCCACAACAGAUUUGUCCUGAGGAACUUCGUGUUUGGGAUGAACAUCAUUGCUGCUAUUCAUGCAACACAACAUGUGGAGUCAGCUUGUCCAGAAUGACUUUUGAGAACUGCACACAGGAGGUGAUGCUGCCCACCUGUGAAGGCAACUGUGCAUCAGACUCCCUGUGGGUGAGGUCUGGAAAAGAUCUACAGUUGGAGCAUAAACAGUUCUGCUGCCGAGAGAAAGACUACGAGAUAAGACCAAUUUCUCUGUUGUGCAGUGGAACUACAGCUACGCAAUAUACCUACAAACACAUAACCAGCUGUGAGUGUCAGCGUGAAGUCUGAAACCUCAAAAGAUCUGCAAUGUAAUGCUCAGAGAACCAGGUCUGAGGUUUAAUAUCUACACUUCAUACAUGUCUUAAUUUUUUUUUUUUUUUACAUGAUUUGUUAUCUUUAUAGAUGAUUACUGAUUGUGCUGGAAGUUUUGAUUAUGUUUUAUAUUUUAUACAUGUUUUGUAAUGUCUAGUGUUUUCUGCUGUCAGUGCCAAAAUAUAUUUUCUGUGAAUUUUCUGCCAUUUGUUUUCUUUACAUUUUCCAGGUCAGGUGAUUAAAUACUAAAACGUACAAACUCAGGUUUAAAUGAUAAUCCAAUACAGCUAAAUUUGACGUUGCUGUUUUUAAUGUUUGCUGUUUUUAAAGCACUUUAAAAGAAUGAUUGAAAAAGAUCAUGUAAUGCCUUUCAAUGAUGGAUGCAUAUGUAAUCAGUAAAUAAAGAUAUGCAAUGUUGUGUCUAA